AUGGAGAAGAGCCAGUAUGGACCCCCGCAGGACGUGUCUGCUCCCCCCUACCCCGGCCUCCCACCUGGCUACCAGGGAAGUGGCGGGGGAACAGCCUACCCCCCUCAGCCUGGCUUCCAGGGAGGUAAGCAACCCGGCAUGUACCCACCACCUCUCCAAUACGGCACGGGCAUGGCACAACCUACAAACGCCCCCAGCAUAACCCAGGUGGUGGUGAUGCAGCAGCCGCUGCCUAGAGACGUACCCGGCCAGAUGACGUGUCCCCACUGUCAGGUCCCGGUUCUGACAGAGACCACACACACCCCUGGACUGGUCACCUGGGUCAUCUGUGGAGUCCUCUGCCUCUUUAUGUAA
Molecule: messenger RNA, 354 nt
Organism: Salvelinus namaycush (lake trout)
Lineage: Eukaryota; Metazoa; Chordata; Actinopteri; Salmoniformes; Salmonidae
Product: lipopolysaccharide-induced tumor necrosis factor-alpha factor homolog
Exons: 4
Coding region: 1-354 (117 amino acids)
Molecular function (GO): zinc ion binding
Source: RefSeq, a predicted model, not a curated record